Alternaria rosae is the source of this 1971-nucleotide messenger RNA. Its product is annotated as multidrug transporter. The transcript is spliced from 7 exons. Gene Ontology annotation, biological process: xenobiotic detoxification by transmembrane export across the plasma membrane. The coding region runs from base 1 to 1824 and encodes 607 amino acids. Gene Ontology annotation, molecular function: fluconazole transmembrane transporter activity. NCBI's taxonomy places the organism in Eukaryota, Fungi, Ascomycota, Dothideomycetes, Pleosporales, Pleosporaceae. The record is from RefSeq and is a predicted model, not a curated record.
AUGGAAACAAUCAGGGAGAUCGUCCGCGAUGCGCCCUUUGGCCAACUCGUCCGUUACGCAACACGUAACCGCUUCUUCAAGUAUCCGGAAGAGUUACCUGGGUUCGAAAUCCCAUCUGCAUAUACUGAGAAGGAGACCAGUGCCACAGCUUCGCAAGAUCAAGUUCACUCGAACCAUUCUGCAACUACCAACAGACAGCCCGGCCCGGCCCCAGCUACCACUACCCCUCUCCAAGCCGACCUCGAAAAGCUUCCCUCCAGAACCGCAGAGGUAGAGAACGCAUCCGAUCGCAACUCAACCUCAACCACCCCGCUCCCGUUGCACGCCCUCCCCUUUAGCCCCUCACGCCUCGAAGCCGAGCUAGCCCUCCAUACCACACACUCACCCAACCACGCCAUCGCCCCCGUCAAAACAGCGGAUGGCCUUAUACUAGCCGAAUGGUACACCACAACCGACCCUGCUAACCCACAGAACUGGCCGCAGGGCAAGAAGACUUGGACGGCGUUUCUGAUCUGCCUGUAUACGUUCAUUGUGUAUGCGGGUAGCUCGAUUUAUGUUAGUAGUACGCUGUUGGUUAUGAGCCGGUUCGGGGUGGGGGCGUUUAGAGCGAGUUUGGGAUUGGCGCUUUAUGUGCUAGGGUAUGGCAUUGGACCGUUGUUGUUCGCGCCGUUGAGUGAAGUACCGCAACUUGGUAGAAACAUACCGUACAUCACCACUUUCGCUCUCUUCACCAUCCUCACUUUACCUACCGCACUGGUAGACAAUCUCGGCGGCCUUCUCUUCCUCCGCUUCCUGCUCGGCUUCUUUGGAAGCCCCUGUCUGGCGAACGGUGGAGCUACAAUGCAAGACUUGUACUCUCUGCUCCACAUACCAUAUGGCCUGGCUUUCUGGACAGCAGCCGCGUUUGCUGGACCAGCUCUCGGGCCUCUUCUAUCUGGAUUUUCCGUCUAUGCGGAGAACUGGCGAUGGUCUCAAUGGGAACUCCUCUGGAUGGCCGCUCCAGUCUUUCUACUAUUCUUCUUCUUCCUCCCAGAAACACAGCCUACGACCAUCCUUCUCCACCGAUCUGCCCGCCUGCGUGCGCUGACCGGCAAUGCAAAUAUUCGUACGCAAACCGAGAUCGAUCGCAAAGGCACCAAGUUUUCCGCCACACUCCUCGAUGCCGUUAUCAAACCUUUGGAAAUCUGCGUGAAAGACCCCGCUCUCUUCUUCAUCAACGUCUACUCCGCGCUGACAUACGGCAUAUACUACUCUUUCUUCGAGGUCUUCCCUUUGGUGUAUUUGGAGAUAUACGGGUUUAGUGUCGGCGAGAUGACGAUCGUGUUCCUAUCGAUCAUCGUGGGGUGCGUUGCUGCUAUGACCAUUUACUUUUCGUAUCUGAGGUUCUACCUCAUACCGGACAUCCUGAAGAGGGGGCUGAGACCUCAAGAGCAUAGACUCGUGCCGGCGAUCUUCGCGAGUUUUGGAGUACCAAUCGGACUGUUCAUCUUUGGCUGGACGGCUCGUCAAUCUGUACAUUGGAUCGCUUCAGCUAUCGGUAUCGUCAUAUAUUCGACUAGCGUGUACAUCAUCUUCCAGGCUGUCUUCUCGUAUGUCCCCAUGUCUUACCCGCAGUACGCUGCAUCCCUAUUCGCAGGCAAUGACUUCUGUCGCUCUGCUUUCGCUUUCGGAUCCGUACUUUUCUCCCGCCCCAUGUAUCUCAAAUUGGGGAUAGGGAAGGGAAUCAGUCUUUUGGGUGGAUUGAGUGUCAUGGGUAUCAUUGGGAUGUAUUUGAUCUGGGUCUAUGGUGCCAGGUUGAGAGCGAGGUCGAAGUUCGCCGUGUAGAAGCCGUCGUAUUGCGAAGAGAACACGCUCAGGUUGCAGGACACGUUGGUGGGACCGUGCGCAUGGAUCGAAUUUCGCUAUCCAUUAGACCUGAGAUAACACACUCGCGAAGACUCUAACAGGAAGAAUCAGUUAACUUUUAUUACA